CAAAAUUGUGCUUUUAUUCAUGAUGAAUAUAGACGUUCAUCGAUUAUUGUUAAACCAGGUUUUACAUAUGCACCACAAUAUGUACCACCUAAUGGUGAUCAAACAACAAUAGAUGAACAAGAACAUGAACAACGUUCACGACGUUCAAGUUCAGGUUAUGCAUCCGUUGAUGAACAAAUAUCAAUUUGA
Molecule: messenger RNA, 189 nt
Organism: Adineta steineri
Lineage: Eukaryota; Metazoa; Rotifera; Eurotatoria; Adinetida; Adinetidae
Source: the annotation of a GenBank genome assembly